Molecule: messenger RNA, 2232 nt
Organism: Porites evermanni
Lineage: Eukaryota; Metazoa; Cnidaria; Anthozoa; Scleractinia; Poritidae
Source: the annotation of a GenBank genome assembly
AUGAUUAUUCCAGUUUUAAAUAUGGAUGUCACUCCAGCUGUACAACUGAUGAUUGUUAUUUCGUACAUUGCACUUGUUUAUGGGCUCUCUGUUGAAAUAAUUGGGUACCAUCCAUUUGGCCGAACGAUAAAACCAAAAGCUGUUAAUGCCGUCAAAAUUGAGAAUCCUCCCACAGAGAGUGCAACAAAACAAAGGAAGACAAUUUCUCGGGAAGGUAGGUUUCUGAGAAUUAAAAAUGUUCGUGAAUAUUUUGAAGGAAAAAGGAAAUAAGAGAAGCAGUAUCGAAAGGGAUCCUUACCAAGCUUACCAUUGCUUAGUGACGACUGUUGGUUAAAAUGAAGGGAAGCGAAUCUCUUUUUGCCCGAGAUUUUACACGAACUAGAGAAUGAAUUGCUCAUUAACGUUCCUCGAUUUUCUGAUGCUUGCUAUUUCCUCACAUAUUACGUGCAAGGUGCUGAAAUUGUACAACUUUCUCACGUUAUCCAGCUCUUUCUGAGUAAUUUAAAAACUUAAUUUGUGUACAGUGUUUACGGCGGUGCCCUCUACUGGUUUUAACCUUUGCUACUACUUACUUACUUAAGCCGGGAAUUAUCCCGAGCCGUCCUAAUACAGUGGAACCUCUAUUAAGCGGACACCUUCAGCACCUUCCCGUUUUGUAAAAAACUGCGCAGCGUUUGUUAAUGAUUAACAUUCAACGGUUAGUUAUACUUUGUACUGUGAAAAAGUUCCAUGUUGCCAAGGAGGCUAAGGAAGCUGUGCUGUAAUUUGUCCAAGACUUUUAGGUGAACUUUUGAAAGCUAAACGUAUUGAUUUAUCUUUAUUAAUCGACUACAGUACGUAUUUCAAGGAAAUAAUCCAAUACUACUGUUGUCAAUUCAGUCCGGUGUCUGCUUAAUAAAGGUUUUUAACAAUAGAAGUUAGCCAAAUACAAUUUAUAUGUUUCAGUGUCCGCGCCCGCUUAAUAGAGGUGUCCGCUCAAUAGGGGUUCGUUAUAAAGGAAAAUAUAGGACGUUAAUUUCGGGACCCAGCAGCUUAGUGUCCGCUUAGUAGAGGGUGUCCGGUUAAUUGGGAGUAUGCUUAAUAGAGGUUUCACUGUAAAAUCUUUUCCUACGACCCGAUUGAGAAUUGCAUCUCUUAUCUCUUUGGUAUUGUCCAGUCCUUGCUGAUACAAGCAAAAAUGUAAACAAUAGAGUACUAAAGUGAUGACGUCAUAAAAAUGAAAUUUCUGAAAUUAUGGGAUUUGUCAGGAUAUUCUGACAGAACAAUGUCCAAGAGGCCUACUUUCCAAAAAUGAGCAUUUGGGGGCAAAUUGUCUCUGAGAUCGUAGCCCAGUUAUGCUUACAAAACUCCAUACAAACCGUUCUAAAUUUUUUUUGGGUCGACCCUCCCAAAAAUUAGAAGGGNAUAUUCUGACAGAACAAUGUCCAAGAGGCCUACUUUCCAAAAAUGAGCAUUUGGGGGCAAAUUGUCUCUGAGAUCGUAGCCCAGUUAUGCUUACAAAACUCCAUACAAACCGUUCUAAAUUUUUUUUGGGUCGACCCUCCCAAAAAUUAGAAGGGUUUGUAUGGAGUUUUCUGACUAUAACUGGGCUACGAUCUCAGAGACAAUUUGCCGCAAAAUGCUCAUUUUUGGCAAGUAGGCCUCUUGGACAUUAUUCUUUCAGAAUACCCUGACAAAUCCCAUAAUUUCAGAAAUUUCAUUUUUAUGGCGUCAUCACUUUAGUACUCUAUGACGUCAGGAAAAAGCUUAAUGUAGCAUUACUGAGCCGACAUUUUGGUUUUCCCGCGAAACGAAGUCUGAGGAACGAUAGCAGAAAUUCUAAAAUGAUAACGUGUCGAUACCCAGAUAUGCAUGGAUAUUGCUGGUGACUGUGAUUGGUCGUACGGCGAGGAAAAUGUGCCUCAACGGCAAUUCAAUGAAAAGCGCUUCCCAGAUCUGGGUAUUGACACGUCAUCAGUAUGGAAUUUCUGCGCUCAUUUCUCAGACGUCAUUUCGCGGGGAAACCAGUGGUGGCGUCGCUAAAUGUCGGCUGUUUUCCCAUAUGUCACGAUAGUUAGACUAAUACAUCUAUAAGACACGCUAGUCCGCUGAUUACUAUGGAUCAGCUUUAUCAUUUAACUUAACUGUACUAGAGACAAUUUUUGGAUUUGUCUUUUCGUAGGUUGCGAUUCCUCAUCCUCAGAAAGUUCAACAGAAGACUUAGCAGAGAAGACAAAAGAACAUUCUCACUGA